AUGGCCGCGGAUGGUUCUAUCAUCAAAAUUACGGCAAAAACGCCAAGUAGCAAGUAUGAAGUUGAGCUUUCUCCAGAUUCCACAGUUUCGCAAGUUUGUCCGCUUCAUAUCGAUUGAAAUGCAAUGAUUAUUUUCAGCUGAAGAAUGCACUUGUCGGAAAGGUACCAAAUGCCACAAAAGAGCAAUUAUGCAUAAUCUACACCGGAAAGAUUCUGAAGGACGAAGAAACGCUCGCCCAACACAGUCAGUUUCAAGUUUUCCACGCUCGUUCUUCAAUUCGAUCAUUUAUAGAAAUCACCGAUGGCCACACUGUUCACUUGGUAGUUAGGGAUAAGAAUAGAUCGGCCGCAUCUACCGCUCAGACCGCCACCCCGGCCGUCUCGACUGCUCAGGCCGCCACUCCGAAUGUGUCUCAGACAACCAACACAUCUACUCCGAAUCCAACUCCGAAUGCAUUCAAUCCGUUUGGGAUUGGUAUGGGAGCGUCGCCGGCCGACAUUAUGAACAAUCCAGACGCAAUGCGUACGAUGAUGGACAAUCCGAUCACUCAGUCCCUUUUGAACAAUCCCGAGUUCAUGCGCACGAUCAUCUCGUCGAACCCUCAGUUCCAGAAUUUGAUCGAGGUAAAACAGCAUUUCAAACCUUUUCACGUCUGUAUAAGUUGUAUAACACAUUUUUAUUUUCAGAGAAACCCCGAAGUGGGACAUAUUCUCAGUGACCCGAAUAUCAUGCGCCAGACGAUGGAGAUGAUCCGCAAUCCGAACAUGUUUCAGGAAAUGAUGCGCAAUCACGAUCAGGCAAUUAGAAACCUCCAGGUACUAGUGUCAUAUCUACAUUGGAAUUCUUGAGCAACAUAUUUUCAGGGAAUUCCGGGAGGAGAGGCCGCUCUCGAAAGACUUUACAACGACGUCCAGGAGCCGUUGCUGAACAGCGCUACGAAUUCGCUCAGCGGAAAUCCGUUUGCUUCCCUCAGAAGCGAACAGCCCAACCGUGCGUUUAUGGCGUUCACUGCUACGUCAUACCGUAUUUUUCAGAGCCGCGAGUUGAUCGUGCCGGCCAAGAAAACAACGAGGCUCUUCCGAAUCCAUGGGCUAGCAACAGCCAAGCAGCCGGAGCCGACAACACUCGCAGCACCGAUUUUGGAAGUUUGUCGUACGUCAAUAACCCAAAAACGAAUAUUCACAUUCCAGACAUGAAUCCAUCGCCAAUGAAUUCCAUGAUGGAGCAGAUGAUGUCGGACCCGAGCAUCACGGCGAGCAUGUUCAAUCCGGAGGUGAUGAACGCGAUCCGUCAGAGCAUUGCCAGCAAUCCGAGUAUGCUGGAAUCAAUCAUCGGUCAAAUGCCGGCAGGAGCCCCGGGAAUGGCGGAAGGACUCCGCAACCGUCUGCCUGAAAUGCUCGGCAUGGUAGAGUCGUGUAUUAAGAGCAGAAAAACACCAGUGAACCGUUUUAGAUGUCUUCUCCAAUGGCACAGGAAGCUUUCAGGAACCCACGGGUUCUUGAAGCUUUCCAGCAGAUUCAAUCCGGAUUUGCCACGUUGGGAAGAGUGGCUCCGGAGUUUAUGCAGUAAAAAUGACAUCUAAGUUACCUAGAAUACCCGUAAAUUUCCAGACAACUUUUGCAAGGCAAUGUUUUCCCAGGAAUGCCUGGCUUCCCUGUUGUUGGUGCUCCAGCCGCUGAAGGAGCUCAGCAACCUCCAGGGUCAGUUUCAAACUUUGCAUUCUGAAAUAAACCCUCUUUCUUGUUUCAGAUCAGACAUGCCAGGCCUGGCCGCGUUGAUAAACUCUUUGAAUUUGGGAGGAAAUGUGGUAAGACAUCGUUUGGCUUAUCGGUGACUGAUCAGAAAGACGACGUGAUGUUCUAAAAUUUGCUGUCGGAAGUAUUCAAACUUCAAAAGUUCAGCAUCGUCUUCGCUUCUAUCGUGGCUCUAGAACUCCCUUUUUGCACGUCGUGAGACAGACUUGUUUGAUACUAAUUUCUGUUAGAAUCAUUCCGAUGUGUCAAGAGAGGCCCCUCCAUCUCAAAUAUCAAAGUUUUGUUUAAAUUGAGAAGCUGAUGAGCUUGAUGCUGUCAUGAGAGCGGCGGCGGCGGAAACGCGGAAGGAAAGACACAAGAAGUCAUCGUGUCUGUUCUGAAUAAUGUAACAAGACGAGUAGAAGUCAGUCGGCGGCGUCUUGUUUGACAUUCUAUGGAUAAAUGUUAGAUAAUGAGUAUAAAGUGACGACGACGACAGAGCAGAGGACUGAUGACGGGCGCAAAUCCUUCCGUUUGCCCACAAAAUGCAAUUAUCAUAUCGAAUUUCAUUUCGUUUCUUAAAUUGUGAUGCAUGUGCGCAUGAUCAACACGUUUUCAUAUAUAUUUGAUACUUUUGGAGAAAUGUGGGAGAGUCCCUGAGAACAAUAGCAUUCGAGCCUAGUCUAUAAUGGGACAUGGAAAAAAGAACACUGUAUCAUUGUGCGUCGGUCCCUCGGCGGUUCAUCCAUUUUUGAUGUUUGUUAGUCGAAACAAUUUUGUCCGCAACAAAGGCAAUAAUUUCUCUCUUUUUCGUCGUCUUAUGCGUCGGAUGUGAAGGGGCGGCAAUUCGUCGUCGCUCAUCUUAUCCAUUCGAAUAGAUCAGAUUUUUCAAUUUUGCGCUUCGACAUUGCACUGCUCACGCACACAUCGCACAACACAUUGUUGGCACAUACAUGUUAUAUGCCGUUUUCCAUUUUCGAUUAAUUUUGCUCAAUGCCAAAACGUGUAUGGAUGUGUCUGUGUGUGUGUGUGCGGCGCACAUAAAAUGAUAUUAGUAGGGCACACAUAAAACGGUGAUCGAAAAGACAUGUCUGAUGACAUCACGCCGACGGAAACACGGGACAGGAUACUGUAGUUACGGGCAAAGGGAAGGUCCCUCAGAAUCUGUUCUUCUUUCUCAGCACAAUUGUUAAAAGCACAUGUUUUGUGCAUAUUUGGGAUGCGCGACGACGUAUUUGCACAUUCUGCGGAUCGGAUGUCACUAUAAUCUCAUCUUGUAAGCGGUUACGCUGCUAUCAAAUUUAUCCCGUAUGUUUCGAACAAUUGCCCCCUCUUUCCAUCUCCAGCACGGGUCUCCGUUUUGUCUCAUUAGAGGAUUGUUUUGACGACAUUUGCUGAGAUCAUACGAACGAUGUGUCCCGGAAGGUUAUGUAAUGGAAUAGUGCGCGAGGAGAAAGCCUUGAUGAGCAGAUAACCCCCUUCUCUUGUGCACAAAGUGUUCUCAUUCAUUCAACAAUUGUUAAUCGUAUGGCCGCCGUGCCACACAUACGUAUUUCAUAAUAGGCAGCUGGUGGCGGGACGUCUUCUUCCGGCCGCGUUUCCCGCCUUUUUUGUGGAUGAGCCGAUGCAAAUGAUAUUCAAAGUGAUUAGUGGGACUAUUAAGAGCCGACGGAUGGGAUGAUCUGGUCGCGAAAGCACUUAGGUUUUGAAUGGACAUGCAAUUGGCUCUUUCUCUCGCCGGCAGCUGGUUCUGGGAAGGGAGAAGCUUGUCUGAAUUGCAGACACCUGUAGUAGUUGGUUUCUGAUCCUUUGUGUCGAUCCCUCCCCGACUGUCCCUCGCGCACAUUGUAUUUUUUCGCUCAAUCCGAAACAGAGGCCAAUCAUCUUCUCAUUAAUUAGUAUGUUGAUGGAAUUGUAGGGACAUGUGUGGAGAGGGAAGGCGCGUUGUAUCACUUAAUGCAUGUUGUCGAACUCGUCAAAGUAUGGUGUAAUGCAUAAAUCGAAUGAACGUGGCGGGGCGAGACGGUGGACCUCUCUCAAGGCACAUGGGAAGAAGAGUGCCCAAAAACACAUAUGACGCGACGAUUCGCUCCAACUGGCAUCCUGUGUCCGUUAUUAUUUGGCAGAGCACUCGCGCACUCAUUUGUUCCGAAACAUGACAAGCACAAUGCGUUUCAGAAGAUAAACAUCGGCACGCUGACUCGUAAUAUGUAAUGAGCAAUUAAGCAGAAAUAGUGGCCAUGCACACGCGUGUUGUAUGCCCAUGUUUUCAAAAUUGCCUAUUCUCAGAGGAAAUGUUAAUUUGUGUGUAUGUGCCCGGCCGACCGCUCCGCCGCGCAGCUUUUCAAUCAAGUGCUCGUCUCCGUUGGACCAUAUUUUUUGUUUCUUGGGAAUAGAUUUCGGAAUGAUUGCUUGCCAAAUGGAAAGAUGGAUUCGAAAUUGAGUCGGCCGCAUUCCUACAGCCAGUCACAAUAAUUGGGUUUCGAAGAGGCCACCAAGUUUUAAAAACGAAAUCCCGAUUUUCCUUUGGGACAUGUUUCGCGGAAUGGGCUCUAACAUAGGAAUGGAAACGAUCAGGUAUCAUGAGACGAUCCCUAGUUCUCUUAAGAUAAAACACUAAAUUUACAUUGUGGCGGCGGCGAUUUGUGUGUCAAUCUUCAAUAUUGAGACAGCCGCACGGACUCUUUGAGUGAUUAGUGCUAGUAACCGAAAUAUGAAGAAGAAGAAGAAGAAAGAGCCGAAUCGCUAUCUCUCAGGUGUCGAGUUGUGGCGGUGGCCUCCACAAAAAGGUGACCAACUGUUGCUGCUCGCGUGCUCUUUUGUUGUGAAUACACGUCGCAAUCAUCAAAUGACACAUUAAUCAUAUCUUGGGGAAUGGGUCGGUCGAUAAAAGAGACGGAUAGAAACUUUUAUCCCUCACCGAAGCCGCCGUUCAACUAUGAUUGAUCGAAGGCCUCCACCAACGUGAGAUAUUUUCAGCCGGCUGCCGCCCCCGCCGCCAGUCCGGAACAGACGUACGCGUCGCAACUCGAACAACUGCAGUCGAUGGGCUUCUCGAACCGCGCAGCUAACCUGGCAGGUACGUAUCAUCGAAUGAUUUGUGUUUCGCAACAUUUUGGAUUUACAGCCCUCACCGCGUCGUUCGGAGAUCUGAACGCGGCUGUCGAACGUCUCCUCAACUCGCCGCAGUAA
Caenorhabditis sp. 36 PRJEB53466 is the source of this 4925-nucleotide messenger RNA. NCBI's taxonomy places the organism in Eukaryota, Metazoa, Nematoda, Chromadorea, Rhabditida, Rhabditidae. The record is from the annotation of a GenBank genome assembly.